GUCCUCCUCGUCACAUUGCACAACCCGAGGAGCACGCCGUGUCCCUGGCAAGACUUCACCCGGCACCUGGCUGUGACCCGAUUCAUCAGAUCACAGAAAUAUCUCCUAAUUAUACAUUCCGAUCCUGAGGAACGUUAAUCACCCGCUUCUCAUCAGAAUGGCACGGCAAUGAGAAUAUAGAUUGGGAUCGGCGCAGUCACCAGCCAGGUCAGCUGAGAGAGCCGAGAUGAGCAGAUCCCAGGAGGACAGAUCCCCCGCAAACAGGUCCCAUGGAUUAUUCCACAUGGACAUCUUCAGGGAGAACACAUCCCACGUGAGUAGAUCCCCAGACCACGGAUCCCAUGGAAUAUUCCGCAGAGAAAACACUUACCACAUCAGCAGAUCCUCUGGGAAUGGAUCCAGUCUGAGCAGAUCCCUGGAGAAAGAGGGCAAACCAAAUGGACCCAGCAGGAGCGUAUCCCAGGGGUCUUCAUCCCAGGAGAGCCGAUCCCAGGGGUCUCUAUCCCAGGAGAGCCGAUCCCAGGGGUCUCCAUCCCAGGAGAGCCGAUCCCAGGUGGUGUCUCCAUCCCAGGAGAGCAGAUCCCAGGUGUCUCCAUCCCAGGUGUCUAUAUCCCAGGAGAGCAAAUCCCAGUUGUCUCCAUCCCAGGAGAGCAGAUCCCAGGUGGUGUCUAUAUCCCAGGAGAGCAGAUCCCAGGUGGUGUCUCCAUCCCAGGAGAGCAUAUUCCAGUUGUCUCCAUCCCAGGAGAACCGAUCCCAGUUGUCUCCAUUCCAGGAGAACCGAUCCCAGGGGUCUCCAUCCCAGGAGAGCCGAUCCCAGGGGUCUCCAUCCCAGGAGAGCCGUUCCCGGGUGUCUCCAUCCCAGGAGAGCCGUUCCCGGGUGUCUCCAUCCCAGGAGAGCCGUUCCCGGGUGUCUCCAUCCCAGGAGAGCCGAUCCCAGGGGUCUCCAUCCCAGGAGAGCAGAUCCCAGGUGUCUCCAUCCCAGGAGAGAAGAUCCCAGGUGUCUCCAUCCCAGGAGAGAAGAUCCCAGGUGUCUCCAUCCCAGGAGAGAAGAUCCCAGGUGUCUCCAUCCCAGGAGAGAAGAUCCCAGGUGUCUCCAUCCCAGGAGAGCCGAUCCCAGGGGUCUCCAUCCCAGGAGAGCCGUUCCCGGGUGUCUCCAUCCCAGGAGAGCAGAUCCCAGGUGUCUCCAUCUCAGGUGUCUCCAUCUCAGGUGUCUACAUCCCAGGAGAACAGAUCCCAAGGGUCUCAAUUCCAGGGAAUAUUUCACAUGGACAUAUUCAGGCAGAACACCUACCACUUUGGCAGAUCCCCAGUGAAUGGAGGCAAACUGAAUGGGCCCAGUGAGAGCAGAUCCCAGGGGAGCAGAUCCCAGGGGUCUCCAUCCCAGGAGAACAGAUCCCAGGGGUCUCCAUCCCAGGAGAACAGAUCCCAGGGGUCUCCAUCCCAGGAGAACAGAUCCCAGGGGCCUCCAUCCCAGGAGAGCCGAUCCCAGGGAAUAUUUCACAUGGACAUAUUCAGGCAGAACCCGUACCACAUGAAGAGAUCUCUAGGGAAUGGAUCCAACCUCAGCAGAUCCCUAGAGAAAGGAGGCAAACUGAAUGGAUCCAGGGAGAGCAGAUCCCAAGAGUCUCCAUCCCAUGAGAAGAGAUUCAAGGCUGGUGAGAAAAUUUGGCAGAUGAACAAGUCCAUCCUGAUUGGUCCUCAGGAGAAGCGUCCCGGUGAUGUAAGACCUCAGGUGAAAGGAUCCAUUGAGAUGUGGUCCGGUGUGGACAGAUCCCCAAGCUGUGGAUCCGUGGGGUGCAGGUCCCCGAACUCGGACCUGUUUGAAAUGAUUGAAAAGAUGCAGGGCUGCAGAAUGGAUGAACAGAGAUACUCGAUGCCUCCACCUCUGAAGACAGAGGAGGACUACAUCCCCUACCCCAGUGUCCAUGAGGUCCUGGGCCGGGAGGGGCCCUUCCCUCUUAUCCUACUGCCGCAAUUUGGGGGUUACUGGAUCGAAGGGACCAAUCACGAUCGCUCCUCGUUGCUGGAUCCCGAGAACGUUCAGUCUCCCGGCGGGAAGGUGAAGCUGGAAAGUAACCACAUGGCACGCCUGUACCGCAAACACUUCCUAGGGAAGGAACAUUUCAAUUAUUACUCGGUGGAUUCGGCUCUGGGUCACCUCGUCUUCUCCAUGAAGUAUGAUGUCAUCGGAGACCAGGAACACCUCCGCCUGCUGCUCCGGACGAAGUCCCAGACGUACCACGACGUCAUCCCCAUCUCCUGCCUGACCGAGUUCCCCAAUGUGGUGCAGAUGGCCAAGCUGGUGUGUGAAGAUGUGAACGUGGAUCGAUUUCACCCCGUCCUCUACCCGAAGGCGUCGCGUCUCAUCGUCACGUUUGAUGAACACGUCAUCAGCGAACACUUUAAAUUUGGAGUCGUCUACCAGAAACCGGGACAGACGACAGAAGAGGAAAUAUUCAGCACCACUGAUGAGAGUCCAGCCUUUGCGGAGUUCCUGGAGCUGCUGGGGGAGCGGGUUCUCCUGCAGGACUUUAAAGGUUUCCGGGGAGGUUUGGACGUCGCUCAUGGACAGACAGGAACAGAAUCCAUCUACUGCAACUUCCAUGGGAAGGAGAUCAUGUUCCACGUGUCCACCAAGCUGCCAUACACGGAGGGGGACGCCCAGCAGCUGCAGAGAAAGCGGCACAUCGGGAACGACAUCGUAGCCAUAGUCUUCCAGGACGAGAACACGCCCUUCGUCCCCGACAUGAUCGCCUCCAACUUCCUGCACGCCUACAUCGUGGUGCAAGUGGAGGAGCCCGGCACCGCCAACGCUGUGUACAAGGUCUCGGUGACGGCUCGGGACGACGUGCCUUUCUUCGGUCCAUCCCUCCCCGAGCCGGCGGUUUUCCGGAAGGGGUCGGAGUUCCAGGAAUUCCUCCUGACGAAGCUGAUCAACGCGGAGUACGCCUGUUAUAAAGCCGAGAAGUUCGCCAAGCUGGAGGAGCGCACGCGGGUAGCGUUGCUGGAGACUCUCUACGAGGAGCUUCACAUUAACAGCCAAUCCAUGAUGGGCCUGUGCGGGGAUGAUGACAAGAUGGAGAACGGAGGGGGAGGAGGAGGCGGAUUCUUCGAGUCCUUUAAGCGCGUUAUCAGGAGCCGCAGCCAAUCCAUGGACGCCAUGGGGCUCAGCAAUAAGAAGCAGAACACCGUCUCCACCAGUCACAGCGGCAGCUUCGGACACAACAACCCUGAGAUGCCCAAACCUCCGGGAAUAUCGUUGCUUGUGCCAGGGAAAACGCCCAACCGGCAUGGACGCCGCGGAAGUGCCAUAGGCAUAGGAACCAUAGAAGAGUCGCUCAUCGUUCCGGGAAAAAGUCCCACCAGGAAGAAGUCCGGACCGUUCAGCUCCAGGCGGAGCAGCGCCAUCGGCAUAGAGAACAUCCUGGAGGUCCAGGAGAAGAGGGAAAGCCCAACAGGGCCCCAGAAGACCCCGGACAGCGGCCACGCCUCCCAGGAGCCCAAAUCCGACGAAUCCUCCAAUCACAGCUCCCCGGAGUUGCCGACCACCAAGAACAGGAUGGAAUCCGUUUCCCGGGUGGAAAACCAGCGAGAUUUCUCCCGCUCCUCGUCCAGCGCCAGCAGCUUCGCCAGCGUAGUGGAAGAGAGCGAGCUGCUGGAUGACGAGGACGACGACGGGAUGGAAAGUGUUUCGGCUUCGGGAAACUCCCACAAGCGAGAUUCCCUCAUAUACAGCACAUGGUUGGAGGACAGCGGCAGCAGCGUCAGCACCGCCAGCGGAGCCAGCUCAUCAGGGUUCCCGCGCUCCCCGCAGCCGGAUGUCAGGAAAGUGGGCGGAGACUCCUAUCCAGAGAUUAAAAUCCAGAUGGAAGGGGCGGAACACACAGCCAGUCAGAGACCUCAGCGCAGACAGAAGUUGAAGGAUUUGCACCAAUCUCCAGCCUUCGAUUCAGCCAAGUGAGAUCGACUUACCGGCCCUCCUCCUGCCCCGCCGCCUUGGAUGACCACCGAGGAUCCCGACUCCCCUCAGAGGAGUUCUUUACACCACGAAAAAAAACACUCGACUAACACGGCGCUUGGUUUUCCGAUCAAGGCGCCGCUGCACCAGACCUCCGGCGACGUCUCCCGACCGGCAGUCUGAGGACUUGUGACGACGCAAAAUUUUGGAGAAGCUGCUGAGAGUCGGCGACAUUCCGACAUUAUUUUUGGGAAACUCGUGAAGACGGGAAGUCUUUGGGUAAUCCCGUUCCACAGGAAGGUGCGACGAUCGGAUCUGACUGUAGUUCAGACGCGGAGAACGCCGCGUAUUGUAUAUACAGCGCCGGAACUUUUUAUCUCAGGAUUUCCAGCCAUGCACAAAGUCCCGCCCCUGCGGAGCGGACUGGAGGCUCCUCGGCCAUACAAAGUUUGCUGUAUAUGGAUCCGUCUCCCUGGCAUGUCCUUGUCACGGUAACAUGUCUUCGUAUGUUCUUUAUGGUCACCGUACACCCUCCCACGCGGUACUAAGAGACCUCCCCCUCCGUACAGUCACCGUACACUCUCCCACGCGGUACUACAAAACCUCCCCCUCUGUAAGUCACCGUACACACUCCCAUGCGGUACUACGAGAUCUCCUCCCUCUAUAUUGGUCACCGUACACCCUCCCACGCGGAACUACGAGACCUCCCCCCUCUGUACGGCCAUCGUACACCCUCCCACGCAGUACUACGAGACCUCCCCCUCUGUACAGUCACCGUACACCCUCCCACGCGGUACUACGAGAUCUCCCCCUCUGUACGGUCACCGUACACCCUCCCACGCGGUACUACGAGAUCGCCUUCUCUGUACACCCCUCCCACGCGGUACUACGAGAUCACCUUCUCUGUACACCCCUCCCAUGCGGUACUACGAGAUCUCCUCCCUCUAUAUUGCUCACCGUACACCCUCCCACGCAGUACUACGAGACCUCCCCCUCUGUACAGUCACCGUAAACCCUCCCACGCGGUACUACGAGAUCUCCCCCUCUGUACGGUCACCGUACACCCUCCCACGCGGUACUACGAGAUCUCCUCCCUCUAUAUUGCUCACCGUACACCCUCCCACGCAGUACUACGAGACCUCCCCCUCUAUAUUGCUCACCGUACACCCUCCCACGCAGUACUACGAGAUCUCCUCCCUCUAUAUUGCUCACCGUACACCCUCCCACGCAGUACUACGAGACCUCCCCCUCUGUACAGUCACCGUAAACCCUCCCACGCGGUACUACGAGAUCUCCCCCUCUGUACGGUCACCGUACACCCUCCCACGCGGUACUACGAGACCUCCCCCCUCUGUACGGUCAUCGUACACCCUCCCACGCAGUACUACGAGACCUCCCCCUCUGUACAGUCACUGUAAACCCUCCCACGCGG
Molecule: messenger RNA, 5390 nt
Organism: Rana temporaria (common frog)
Lineage: Eukaryota; Metazoa; Chordata; Amphibia; Anura; Ranidae
Gene: RAP1GAP
Product: RAP1 GTPase activating protein
Exons: 23
Coding region: 227-3961 (1244 amino acids)
Biological process (GO): activation of GTPase activity; regulation of small GTPase mediated signal transduction
Cellular component (GO): cytoplasm
Molecular function (GO): GTPase activator activity
Source: RefSeq, a predicted model, not a curated record